Molecule: messenger RNA, 1876 nt
Organism: Patella vulgata (common limpet)
Lineage: Eukaryota; Metazoa; Mollusca; Gastropoda; Patellidae
Product: DNA methyltransferase 1-associated protein 1
Exons: 13
Coding region: 174-1649 (491 amino acids)
Biological process (GO): chromatin remodeling; DNA repair; negative regulation of transcription by RNA polymerase II
Cellular component (GO): Swr1 complex; nucleus; NuA4 histone acetyltransferase complex
Molecular function (GO): transcription corepressor activity
Source: RefSeq, a predicted model, not a curated record
AGAAAAUAAAAAUGUCUGCGCCCAUAAUCUAAAAAAUAAACAGAUAAACAAGGUAAUUUCCACAAUUCUGGAUUCUUUGAGUUGACAAUCUGUCAUAAAAAUCCAGUUAAUGUAGUCAUUUGACUCAGAUUAAUAAAACAAAACAGAAUCUUCAAUAGUUGUCAUUCUUCAAAAUGGCACUUGGAAGUGAUGUACGAGAUAUACUGGAUCUGGAAACACCAGAUAAAGAUCCUGUAACAAAGGAAUCGCUUAUGAAUGAUUCUAAGAAGAAAAAAGCUAGAAAAUCAGAUAUUAAUUCUAAAAGACCAGAAGGAAUGCACAGAGAAUUAUGGGGUUUAUUAUGGACAGACAAUAAAGAUUCUCCACCUCUAGUACCAUCAGAUAAUAGUCAAGGUUAUAAACAGAUGAAAGCUAAAAUAGGUAGUAGUAAAGUUAGACCCUGGAAGUGGAUGCCGUUUACCAAUCCUGCUAGAAAGGAUGGUACUAUAUUUUAUCACUAUAGAAGAGUUGCUGAUGAAGGAAAAGAUUAUCCGUUCUCAAGAUUUAAUAAGACUGUAGAUGUUCCAGCCUAUACAGAUUUAGAAUAUCAACAACAUUUACAUGAUGAUAACUGGACUCGACUAGAAACUGAUACUUUGUUUGAUUUAUGUAAACGAUUUGAUUUACGUUUUAUUGUAAUACAAGAUAAAUGGGAUCGAGAGAAGUAUAAAGAAAGAAGCGUAGAGGAUCUAAAAGAGAGAUACUAUAAUGUUUGUAAUACUCUUAAAAAGGUGAGAGCUCCACCAGGAACUGAACCCAAAAUAAAAGUUUUUGAUGCUGAACAUGAAAGAAGAAGAAAAGCUCAGCUUACUAAAUUAUUUGAAAGAACACCAGAACAGGUUGAAGAAGAAGAUAAUUUGAUAGCAGAGUUGAAGAAAAUAGAACUUCGAAAGAAAGAAAGAGAAAAGAAGACACAGGAUCUUCAGAAAUUGAUAACUGCUGCCGAUAGUAAUAUAGAUUCUAGACGUACAGAUAGAAAAAUUACAAAGAAGAAACUUCCACCACAAAAAACCAAAGAAGGACUGUCUAAUCCUGAAACUUGUGGUAUUAAGUUCCCCGAUUUCAAACAGUCUGGUGUCUCAUUAAGAAGUCAAAGAAUGAAAUUACCAGCAUCUAUUGGUCAGAAAAAGAUGAAAGCCAUUGAACAAGUUCUAGAAGAAUUAUCUAUUGAGUUCAAUCCAAUGCCAUGUGAAGAGAUAGUACAGAAUUUUAAUGAAUUACGUCAGGAUAUAGUACUAUUGUAUGAGUUGAAGUUAGCUCUAGCUAAUUGUGAAUAUGAACAGCAAACAAUGAAACACAGAUAUGAUACUCUGCGUGGUAUAAAGACUGAGGUGAAUAUGGAUGUGACACCGUCAUCUUUACCAUCAACACCAAUACCUGGAGAGACCAGUGUUUCUUUAUUAAGUGGAACACCAAUAGGAGUUAGUUCUACACCCAAUACACCUCUAAUACAGGUGACAGAAUCACAAGAUGAUUCACCAACAUUAAAGAAAGGAGGAGAAGCUGUAGAUGUUGUAGGCAACGCUGAUUCUCUUACUACACCUAAUAGAAAAAGGAAAGCUGCUAUAGAACAAAGUAACUUGUUAAAGAAGAUAAAACAGAAAUCCUAAAUCUAUUGUUGUUGUUAUAUCAUGUUGUAUAUCAUCAUAUCAUUAUGUAUAUAAAAUCAUCAUCAUAUAAUUACUUUGUUCUGUAUUUGUUGUCACUAUGCCUGCUGAAAUUCCUGUCAGUGCCAACAAUAGCAUCAGACUCAGCAAUAAUUCAUCUGUUUUAUUUUAUCUUUGCUUGAUAAUGACUAGAGACGCCUAGUCGAAACGUGGCUCAGUAAUAAGCAGUA